This is a messenger RNA of Venustampulla echinocandica, 1185 nucleotides long. Its product is annotated as S-adenosyl-L-methionine-dependent methyltransferase. NCBI's taxonomy places the organism in Eukaryota, Fungi, Ascomycota, Leotiomycetes, Helotiales, Pleuroascaceae. Gene Ontology annotation, molecular function: methyltransferase activity. The record is from RefSeq and is a predicted model, not a curated record. The transcript has 3 exons. Bases 1 to 1185 code for a protein of 394 amino acids.
AUGGACGCUCUUCAAGCCAAUGAUUCUGCCAUAUCCGUUGCAGCCACCAACCGGGGCGUAUCUGCCAACUCUGCAGAGGUGGCUCCCUCGAACACGAACACGAAACCGGACGAAGCCCAAUCGUCACCGGCCAUGAACUCCUACUUCCAGCUGUCGCCUGAAGAUCAAGCUAUACAAGACCUGGAGCAUAGCUCUGCCGCUCAACAGGCACAGGAUGGAAUCGACGUCGACUCGGGCACCGACGGGCAAUCAGUUUCCGAUGCAGGCUACGAAACCGACUCGAUAGGCACCGGAACGACUUCCCUCGCAUCGUCAAUCAGAAACUAUGCAUUUGAGAAUGGCAGGAGAUAUCAUAGGUUUCGAGAGGGCGCAUAUAACUUCCCGAACGACGACAGCGAGCAGGAGAGAGAGGAUAUGAAGCAUGCGAUGGUGGUCAACUUGUGUCAGGAGUUGCACUAUGCGCCAAUUGGGUCGAAUCCUCAGAAUAUAUUGGACUUGGGGACGGGGACGGGGAUCUGGGCGAUCGAGAUGGGGGAAAUAUAUCCAAGUGCUGCCGUCAUGGGGGUGGACUUGAGCCCCAUCCAACCGAGAUGGCUUCCACCGAAUGUGAGGUUCAUGGUAGACGAUGUCGAAAGUGAAUGGUUGAAGCCGGCCAACUAUUAUGAUUAUGUGCAUGGCCGGAAUACAGUUAUGGCUAUCAAAAACUGGCCGAAACUUAUGGCGACGGUGCUUGAUCACCUGAAGCCAGGAGGCUGGUUUGAGCUCCAAGAAAUCUACCACUUCCCUCAGUGUCAUGACAACAGCAUGCCGGUCGAUAACAUGGUCGCACAAUACUGGGAGUUUGUCGCCCAAGGUCUCGCCAAUUUGGGCGUCAACUUCAAGGCGACCCUCUUAUUAACAGAUAUGAUGCACGAGGCGGGUUUCACAAACGUUUCGACACGAGUCUUCCACGUACCUAUUGGAGUAUGGCCCAAAAACAAAGUGCUCAAGCAAGUCGGGCUGUACUGGAGAACAAUAUUGAUGGAUGGCCUAGAGCCUAUUGCUUUAGGUCCUUUCACAAGAGGCCUAGGAUGGUCCAAGGCACAAGUCGAUGUUUAUCUCGUCGAAGUUCGGAAAGCAUAUAUGGAUAAUUCGGUGCAUAGUCAUAUGCCACUGUAUAUUAUAUGCGGGCAAAAGCCCAUGUGA